Haliaeetus leucocephalus (bald eagle) is the source of this 2186-nucleotide messenger RNA. It is a transcript of the gene STEAP3, whose product is annotated as STEAP family member 3, metalloreductase. NCBI's taxonomy places the organism in Eukaryota, Metazoa, Chordata, Aves, Accipitriformes, Accipitridae. Gene Ontology annotation, molecular function: cupric reductase (NADH) activity; ferric-chelate reductase (NADPH) activity. Gene Ontology annotation, biological process: copper ion import. The record is from RefSeq and is a predicted model, not a curated record. The transcript has 5 exons. Bases 55 to 1260 code for a protein of 401 amino acids. Gene Ontology annotation, cellular component: plasma membrane; endosome.
CCCGCCUCACCGCUACCGGACGGCUCCGCUCGCCCUCCCGCCGCCGCGCAGAGGAUGUCCAGAGGAGACAUGGCCAAACCCCUCCUGGGCCAUCGGAGCAUGGAGGGUGACCCCAGCAUCACGCCUGCGGCCAGCCGCACCAUCGGGGUGCUGGGGAGCGGGGACUUCGCGCGGUCGUUGGCCAUCCGCCUGGUGUGCUCCGGGUUCAAGGUGGUGGUCGGCAGCCGCAACCCGAAGCGAAAAGCCGGCCUCUUCCCUUCCGCAGCAGAAGUCACCUUCCAGGCUGAGGCAGUGAAGAAGACAGAUGUCAUCUUUGUGGCGGUUUUCAGGGAACAUUACUCCACCCUCUGUGACCUGGCUGACGUGCUGGUGGGCAAGAUCCUGGUGGAUGUUAGUAACAACACCAAGAUCAACCAUCACAAAGAAUCCAACGCCGAGUACUUGGCUUCCCUCUUCCCAGCCUGCACCGUGGUCAAGGGUUUUAACGUGGUUUCUGCGUGGACGCUGCAGUCAGGUGCCAGGGAUGGAAAUAAGCAGGUUCUGAUUUGCUCAAAUAACCAAGAAGCCAAGCGCACAGUAGCAGAAAUUGCUCAAGUCAUGGGAUUCACCCCUGUGGACAUGGGCUGCAUGUCGUCAGCCCGUGAGAUCGAGAACAUUCCCCUGCACCUCUUGCCAGCCUGGAAAAUCCCCAUCUUUUUGGCUCUGGGGCUCUUUCUUUGCUUCUUCACUUACAACCUGAUCCGGCAGGUCAUCCACCCUUACAUCAGGGAGCAGAAGAACAAGUUGUACAAGAUCCCCAUCGAGGUGGUCAACACGACGCUGCCUUGCGUGGCCUACGUCAUGCUGUCUCUCGUCUACCUGCCCGGGGUGCUGGCAGCCUGCUCGCAGCUCUACUAUGGCACCAAAUACAGGCGCUUUCCAGAUUGGCUCGACCAGUGGCUCCAGCACCGAAAGCAGAUUGGUCUCCUCAGCUUCUUCUGCGCGGCUUUGCACGCCAUGUACAGCCUCUGUCUGCCCAUGCGCCGCUCCCACCGCUACCAGUUAAUCGAGACGGCCGUCAAGCAGGCUGUGGAGAAGAAGAUGAAUAUCUGGGUAGAGGAGGAAGUCUGGAGGAUGGAGAUUUAUAUCUCUGUUGGAAUAAUUGCCCUGGGCUUGCUGUCGUUACUUGCCAUCACUUCACUUCCAUCCAUCGCAAACUCUCUCAACUGGAGGGAAUUCAGUUUCAUUCAGUACCAGCAGCAGUUGAAAGAGAAACUGUAGAGGAACAAACUAAUUAUCUCCAGCUCCGACAUCUCCGCCAUGCAUACAGCCCUGCUGGGGCUGACUCCGAAAGCACCCUCCGCCCAGGGCAGAAAGUAUCUGCUGCCCUUGGACUUCACUCUGUCCCCUUUUCCCCCUGCCCCGCUUUACAUCUCUGCUCUGCCCAAUGAGUCUCAAGCUGGUACGUCCAACCUUUUGCCACCCAGGGAUUUUUUUGGCCGUUGGAGAGAAGCUCAAGAGUCGAUAAAUAAUAGGUGAGCUAUGGGUCAGGUCCCGCUGUUAGGUUCAACUGUGAUCACGGCAUAGUGCAGCAAACUCCUUAAUUUUCCAAGUGAAACCAAUCUUGACCCUGUUCGGGUUUGCUGCUUGUUACCACUUCGGUUUAGGAAUCGGACAUGACUUCUGGUAAGGACGGCUGUCCCUGGAAGAAAGGACGGGUGCGGGGAUGCAUGCAGGACUGAGGUUCAUUUCACAGGUCUGCUCCUGACUCGUGGCACAGCCUUGCUCAGCUGUAACACAGAGAAGAGUUCCCUACCUUGGCAGGGGGUCAUACGGGUGAAAUCUUGGCAGGACUUGGUGACAUCCACAUGACUUGCCUGAUAGGUGCUGUAAAAGUGAAGUACCUAGAUCUGGUAGCAUGUUUUAGAGCUCUCCUUCCCUUCCCUGCCCAGUCCUCUCAGCUGCCUAAAUGAUUAGCUCUGAAAGUUAGAGGAGUCUUGGUCUAGUUUGUUGGUAACAAUAUGGUACAUUUCUUAAAGUUGUCUGGGUUUUUAAAUAGUUUCCCAGGAAUCAAAAAUAGGAAGGGAUGCUUUGAAUUGAGUAGUUUUCCAGCUGAGAUUAUUUUUUCCAAGAGACAAUGUCACUGACUUCCUCCUGUCUUGCCCUGGUCCCUUAUUUCCCUGCUGUGUCCUCUUCUCUGGGCAUAC